GGGAGGCGUCGUCCGGCUGCCGCUCUCCUCGGCGUCGCGUGGCUGCCCCUCUUCGCCUUCCAGGCGGCCGAGAAAAUCUUCUAUACUUCUUCCUGGGAUUCUGCAGUCUCAAAACUGAAUGAUGAAGCUGCUAUACGUUGCCCCUCUCCUCCUCCUUGCCUUUACAGCAUUGGAAGCCCGACCGAAACUCUUAGGGACGACAAAGUGUAAGACUGGCCCCCUGGACAUUGUCUUUGUGAUUGACAGCUCACGCAGCGUCCGCCCCUUUGAGUUCGAGACCAUGCGGCGCUUCAUGAUUGACAUCAUUCACAACCUGGAUAUAGGGCCCAAUGCCACCCGGGUAGGAGUGAUCCAGUAUUCCAGCCAGGUCCAGAACGUCUUCUCCCUCAAGUCCUUCUUCACCCGGGCAGACAUGGAGAAGGCCAUCAACGCCUUUGUCCCCUUGGCUCAAGGCACCAUGACAGGGCUGGCAAUCCAGUAUGCCAUGAACGUGGCCUUUACCACCCAGGAGGGGGCGCGGCCGCUGCACAAGAAGAUCCCUCGUGUGGCAGUGAUCGUCACUGAUGGGCGGCCCCAGGACCGCGUGACAGACGUGGCAGCUCAGGCACGAGCGGCCGGCAUUGAAAUCUAUGCCGUGGGCGUGCAGCGGGCAGACAUGAACUCCCUCCGGGCCAUGGCUUCUCCCCCACUGGAGGAGCAUGUGUUCUUGGUGGAGUCCUUUGACCUCAUCCAACAGUUCGGCAAGCAAUUCCAGGACAAGCUGUGUGGUGUUGAUAUGUGCACAGAACUGGAUCACGGCUGCCAGCACACUUGUGUCAGUGUCCCAGGCUCCUUCUAUUGUCAGUGUAACCCAGGAUACAAGCUCAAUGCUGAUGGAAAGACGUGCUCCAUCAUCGAUGCCUGUGCUGAUGGGAGACACGGUUGUGAGCAUCAAUGUGUCAGCUCUCUCGGCUCUUACACUUGCCGCUGCCGGACAGGCUACCAGCUCAACCAGGACAAGAAGACAUGUAGCAUGAUCAAUUUCUGCAACUUCGGCAACCACAGCUGCCAGCAUGAUUGUGUGAAUAUCCUCAAUGGGUACUAUUGUCGCUGCCGUGAUGGUUACACCCUGCAGGCUGAUGGCAAGACAUGCCAGGCCAGCGACCUCUGCAAUAGCGUAGAGCAUGGAUGUGAAUUUAAGUGCGUCAGCACUGCAGGCUCUUACCACUGUCUUUGCCCAGAGGGUCAGCAGCUCCAGGCAGACAAGAAGACAUGCAACAAGUGCAAAGCUGGGCACAUCGACUUGGUGCUGGUUAUCGAUGGCUCCAAGAGCGUCCGGCCCCAGAACUUCGAGCUGGUGAAGCAGUUUGUGAACCAGAUUGUGGACUUCCUCGAUGUGUCCCCUCACGGCACGCGCGUGGGGCUGGUCCAGUACUCGAGCCGUGUGCGCACUGAGUUCCCUCUCAACAAGCACACAACGGUGGCUGACGUCAAGAAAGCGGUGCAGAGGGUGCAGUACAUGGAGAAGGGGACCAUGACAGGCCUGGCUCUCAAGCACAUGCUGGAGCACAGCUUCUCGGAGGCCGAAGGGGCCCGGCCCCUUUCCCAGAAUGUGCCCAGAGUGGGCCUGGUCUUCACAGAUGGCCGCUCUCAAGAUGACAUCUCUGAGUGGGCGAGAAGAGCAAAGGAGUCAGGAAUUACCAUGUUUGCGGUCGGAGUCGGCAAAGCUGUUGAAGAGGAACUGAGAGCAAUUGCUUCUGAGCCAGUAGAUCAGCACUUCUCGUACUCCGCAGAUUUCAACACCAUGACGAACAUUGUCGACAACCUCAAAGUCAACAUCUGUCCUGAGGAAGGCAAGGGAGAAACUGAAUUCCGCAACCCGUGUGAAUGUGAAGCCCUGGUACAGUUCCAGACAAACAGUCUUGCAAUCCUGGAAGACCUCACUGAUAAAAUUGCUCAGAUGACUGCCAGAAUUGACCAGCUGGAAAACCAGGUUGGCAGAAAAUGAUCGGGGCUGAGAGACACCUCACCUUAUGGGUGCAGACACAUCCUGUUAACUCAUCAUUGGCGUUCCUGUUGUAAAUGGUUGUUGGUUUUCAUAUAACACAAGCCUGAGGGGAAGCUGAAACUGCUCCCUACUUGCCUAGAUAAAAAAAAAACCUUUAAAAAACAAAGAAACCCUAUGUUGAAAUACUUUCCUUCCCUUGGCUUGAAAUGGAUGGUUGGGCUGAGCCAUUUGUCGAAACUGGUUGAGCCCCAACAGGUGGAUGGUUCAGAGAAGACGCAGGAAGUGAGGCAGACAUUAUUUUCAAGAGUGACUGGGGUUAGUUGGCAGCCAAUGAAGUCUUUCCUGGGGCUUUGCGGAGCACUCAAGAGCUCGGACAUCAACAUGCCUGGUCAAAAAAAAGAAAAGAAAUCCUCUUCCUUGCUAAAUUUCAUUUUUAUUUUUUUUAAGUAAGGUUUGCUUAUGGAGGGAGAGACAUCGGCAGCUUUUCACGUUUUCAAGCUGAAGACCAUGCUGUUUUCUCCCUUGUUAUUCUCUACUGUGAAAAGCAGCGCCAGCAGCUCCUUUGUCUAUAGCUUUCUGCUUCAGUUGCACACAAAUACCUGCUUUUCAAAAAAAGGAAAUAUUAUUUUAAAAUAUGUAAGUUAGAAUGAGAUGCUCCAGAAAACCCCCACCAAACUGGAGCAUCUCUGAUUGGAAUACUCUGUUCCCACCCCCCAACUUGACUUUGACAGUAUUGAUGGAGAAUUUGUUGUUUUCCCUCCUCUUUAAAAAAAAAGAAAGUUUUUUUAAAAAAAAGUUAAAUAUAUAAAUAUGUGUGUUUGUGUGUAUAUAUAUAUACA
Molecule: messenger RNA, 2826 nt
Organism: Zootoca vivipara (common lizard)
Lineage: Eukaryota; Metazoa; Chordata; Lepidosauria; Squamata; Lacertidae
Gene: MATN4
Product: matrilin 4
Molecular function (GO): calcium ion binding
Source: RefSeq, a predicted model, not a curated record